AUGUUGGGAAGCUUAGCCUCCAUUAUUCCAGAGAGAAAAAAUGCCCAUCACAGCAUCCGGCAAAGUCUGGACUCUCAUGAUAAUGUUGAAAUCCAUCUGCUUCUCCAGUACUUGAAGGAGGAUCCCAGAAAAGCAGUGAAAAGACUCGCCAUUCAGGAUCUCAAGCUCUUGGCUAAAAAAGCUCCUCAUUUGUGGACCAGGAAGAACAUACAGGUGCUAUGCGAAUGUGCUCUCAGCACCCCGUACAACAGUCUCAAGCUGGGAAUGCUGUCUGUCCUCUCCACGCUAUCCGGUACCAUUGCUAUUAAACAGUACUUCAGCCCUAAUACAGGUGAGGCGUCUCCAGCGCCCCAUCACACUGACCUGGUGAAGCUGGCACAGGAGUGCUGUUACCAUAGUAACCUGGCAGUGGCAGCCCAUGGAAUCACAGUGUUGACCAGUAUCGCCAUUUCCUGUCCAGAGAAAGAAGUCAUCCAGCUGGAACAAGAAACAGUGAUGGGGAUGGAGUCUCUCAUUCUGCUCUGCAGUCAAGAUGACAGUAAGACUGCGCAGGACACACUUAAAACAGUGCUCACCUCUUUGGUGAAGAUGUUGAAGAGCUGUCCUCAUCUCAGUCAGAGUUCUGUGGAGCUCCUGCUGGCGCAGCUGCACUGCGCGUGUGACUCUGCGCGGGUGCUCAUGUGUCAGGCUCUGGCUGCUAUUGCCACACAGCAGCCGGUGCUGGCAGAGGGAAUGCUGGGAGACCUGCUGGACCUCUUCAGGGUGGCAAGUCACAGAACCUCAGAGAAACAGCAGGAGCUUCUGGUUUCCUUGGCAACAGUAUUAUUCGUGGCCAGUCAGGCUUCACUCUCGGCCGAGGUAAAGACGGUGAUCAGGCAGCAGUUGGAGAAUGUGGCCAAUGGGUGGACCGUGUACCGCAUUGCCAGACAGGCCUCCCGCAUGGGCUGCCAUGAUUUUUCUCGGGAGUUGUACCAGAGCCUUCGUACCCGCGUGGCCUCCGAGCACUUCUACUUCUGGCUGAACAGUCUGAUGGAGUUCUCUCAGGCGGAGCAGUGUCUCAGCGGCCUUUCAGAUGGAGACUACAGCGCAGCCAUGAGCGCCAUUUCUGAAGCACUCAAAUCCUACCAGAAGGGAAUUGCUUCUCUCACGGCCGCCAGUACGCCGCUGAGUCCUUUGUCAUUCCAGUGUGAGUUUGUGAAGCUGCGUAUAGACACUCUUCAGGCCCUGUCCCAGCUCAUCUGCACCUGCAACAGUCUGAAGACCAGCCCCCCUCCUGCCAUCGCCACAACCAUCGCUCUGUCCUCAGGCAGCGAGCUGCAGCGCUGCGGCCGCAUUUCAUCACAGAUGAAGUUAUCCAUGGAUGAAUUUAGAAGUCUGGCAGCUCGCUAUGCCGACCUGUAUCAGUCUUCGUUUGAUGCCGACUACGCCACCCUCCGUAAUGUUGAACUGCAACAGCAAAGCUGCUUGCUUGUGUCUUAUGUUAUUGAGGCUUUAAUAAUUGAUCCGCAAACGGCCAGUUUCCAGGAGUUCGGCACACACGGAUCAGUACUGGCAGAGAGCGAGUAUGAACUGAAAAUGCUGGCUGUGUUCAAUCACGUCCUGGAGGAAGUGGAAAACUUAAGCAGGAAGCACCCUCCUGUCUCUUACCUGCACACUGGCUGUCUGUGUGAUGCUGUCAUAGCCAUUUUGAAGGUACCACUGUCAUUCCAGAGAUAUUUCUUCCAGAAGCUUCAGUCCACCAGCAUUAAACUUGCUUUCUCUCCAUCUCCUCGUACACCAAACGAGCCAAUCCCAGUACAGAACAACCAGCAGCUGACUUUAAAGGUGGAGGGGGUGGUGCAGCACGGUUCCUCUCCAGGCAUGUUCCGCAAGAUUCAGGCCGUCUGCCUCAAAGUCAGCUCUACUUUACAGACAAAACCAGGAUCCGACUUCAAGAUUCCUCUUGAUUCCAAGACCAAUGAGAUUGAGCAGAAGGUGGAGCCUCAUAAUGAUUACUUCAGCACACAGUUCCUGCUCAACUUCUCCAUCCUGGGCACUCACGUCGUCUCUGUUGAAGCCUCGGUUGUAGAUACCAGUGGGAUCGAAUGGAAGACGGGACCGAAAACCACCGUAUCAGUCAAGUCUCUGGAAGACCCUUAUUCCCAGCAGCUGCGCCAUCAGUUACAGCAGCAGCAGACCGGCCCACAGCCGGGACCCCAGAGGAACAUCGGUCCCCGCCAGUGACCUCCAACCCUCAUCCACCGCGUAUCGCCUAUACACUGCUGAUUGAUAAGCUUUCUUAUUUGCAUUAUCUAGUGUUUUGUACGAGUAAACAUCUAUCUGGUUAAUGUUUCCUUGUGUAAUAAUAAAUAGGGCUACAUUUUCUUCAGUUGUAUACCAGAA
Sinocyclocheilus grahami is the source of this 2382-nucleotide messenger RNA. RefSeq names its product integrator complex subunit 7 (gene ints7). NCBI's taxonomy places the organism in Eukaryota, Metazoa, Chordata, Actinopteri, Cypriniformes, Cyprinidae. The record is from RefSeq and is a predicted model, not a curated record. Gene Ontology annotation, cellular component: integrator complex. The transcript has 15 exons. Bases 1 to 2223 code for a protein of 740 amino acids. Gene Ontology annotation, biological process: snRNA 3'-end processing.